This is a messenger RNA of Aedes albopictus (Asian tiger mosquito), 2349 nucleotides long. Its product is annotated as zinc finger protein 845. Gene Ontology annotation, cellular component: nucleus. The record is from RefSeq and is a predicted model, not a curated record. Gene Ontology annotation, molecular function: zinc ion binding. The transcript has 5 exons. The coding region runs from base 63 to 2348 and encodes 761 amino acids. Lineage: Eukaryota; Metazoa; Arthropoda; Insecta; Diptera; Culicidae.
UAACAGUUCACUAGUUCUAGUAAACUUCCUAAUUUGAUCUGUGAAAUAUCACCAGUGAUACGAUGAGGUGCAUAGUGCCGUCGUGCAGAUACGACUUCCACAAGCGACGCCGUUCGAAACAUUCAUUCCCGCGCAAUGUGACCCAGCGAAACAUCUGGAUCAAAGCGAUUGCCUUCGCGGAGAAGUGUAAGCUGGAUCCGUCCAUAGAUUUCCUCAAAGCCAGAGUGUGCUCCCACCACUUCACUUCGGAUUGCUUCAAGCCGGAUAAGCAGAAGAACAUUUUGAAAAAGUCGGCGAUUCCCACCCGCUUCGGAGCAGUGACCGUGGAUCCUGCUCAUUUGUCCGCUUUGUACGUUCCGGAACCCGAUGAAACUGAAACUCCCGCGUGGUACAGAAAAUCCGCUAAAGAAUCUCAGAUCAAAACGAAGCAACUUGUGGAAGAUGCGCUUCUGUGUGUCCGGAACAACGAAGAAAAUACGGAUGCGGCGAACCAGGAAAUUUUCAAUCUGAAAAAGUAUCCGCACGUUUGUCGGUUGUGCUUGCAGCCCAACUCUCGUUGCGUUGUAAUGGUCGCUCUAUCGACGAUCGAUUCAGCCUUUGGUGGGAAAAGUAUUGCGGACUUCAUAGCUACCAUCACGUCCCCCGAAGUGGUUUUUGAUCAGAACAAGCAAACCUAUCUGCCGAGGUCAGUCUGCCUCCAAUGUUUGGAACAACUGAAAUUCUUCGCUAAAUACCGCUCCAAGAUCACUACGGCCCACAUGCUGAUGAGUUCGUUGAUCGAACUAAAGCACGGCAAUUCCGGUCCGAUGUUGGAUCUCUUCAAUAGCCAAUCUAACGUUGUACGAGCGUUGAUCCAAGAUCUUGAAUUGUGUAACCUGAAUGAUUAUUGUGCUGAUGAUUUGGUGGACGAAUUUCCUUCGUACGAUUUGGCAUCCUUUGAAGGAUUUUGCGGCGAAGAGGACAAGAUGGUCCAGGAGCUACAGCAAUGUGAAGUCUUAGAACAGGAAUUGUUAACUCUGCCGAUAAAGACGGAAAUGAUGUUCGACGAGGAGAUCAUGGAUGGCGACAUUAAUGAGUUCAACUCAGAUAUCAAACAUGAAGAGGAAUCGACGGCAAUGGAUACGUAUCUUCUAACUAAAAAGCCGAAGCUCAAAUAUACAGAGAAGACAUUCGACACAGCUGGUGACAAUCAUGAGCUCAACUCGGAUAUCGAACAUCAGGAGGAAUCGGUGCCGACGGACCUGGACCCCCAAACAAAAAAGCCGCCGAGACCCAAAUAUACAGGGAAGACAUUCGACGAACCCCUUCAGUGUACAAAGUGCCCCUUUUCUACGCAUUUCCAAGCACCAUUUCGGGCACAUGAAAAGGUGCACGAAAAACGAGAAUCUAGCAAGUCGUACGCGUGCAAAGCCCCAGGAUGUUCGGAGGUGUUCAACAAUUGGGACGACUUUCGACGCCACGGUCCGGUGGCACACAAACGCUUCAUCUGCGAUAUUUGCGGACUGAAAUGCUCCGCAAAGCGAGCAUUGAAGGAUCACAUGGCUCGUCAUCAGGGUAAGCAGGAGCACAUUUGCUCCUACUGUCAGCGAGGACACAAUACGGACACCGAUCUGCGUAAGCACAUCCAGAUUAUGCAUUUGCGCGUGGCCAACUACCUGUGCGACACGUGCGGCGUGGCUUUUAGAAAGAAGGCCAACCGGGAUGAACACCAGCUGGGUCACAGCGAUGUUUACGGAUUCCCCUGCCAGCAGUGUGACAAAAAGUUCAAAAAGAAGCCGCAACUGACGAAGCAUAUAAACCUCGUACACGAAAAGGUCCGGGUCCCAUGUCCCCAUUGUAAUCACGAGUUCCAGACCUUCUACCUUUUAUCCAACCACAUCGAAUUGGUCCACGGCAUUCAGACACUGUUCGUGUGCGAUAUUUGCGUAUCGACUUUCAGAAGCCAAGAAGCGUUGGACAGCCAUCGGGCUCGGCACGAUAAUCCCCACGAGUUGGAGUGCGCACGGUGUUUGAUUUUGUUCAAAUCCAGGGAAUUGCUAGACGAUCACCUAUGCAUCACCUACAGAGACGACUACAUAUGUUGCGGGAAAGAUCUACGGUACCAUGCCAUGUACAACAGGCACAUGCUGAUGAAACAUGACACUAAGACGAACGUGCGGGUGAAACCCAUUCCGGGACAACUCGUGGCGAAGAUGAGAGCGCAAAGGAAACGCAUCGAAAGGUGUCCCAAGUGUGAGCAAACGUUUGCAACGAGAGCACUGAAGAAGCAACACAUGAAAACUUGCAGCAUGGGUGGUGAGGAGCGAAUCGACGACGAUGAUGGUGGAAGUGGUGAUGUGAAUUUUUAAC